This is a messenger RNA of Toxorhynchites rutilus septentrionalis, 5096 nucleotides long. Its product is annotated as putative sodium-dependent multivitamin transporter. Gene Ontology annotation, molecular function: symporter activity. Gene Ontology annotation, biological process: sodium ion transport; transmembrane transport. Gene Ontology annotation, cellular component: membrane. The record is from RefSeq and is a predicted model, not a curated record. The transcript is spliced from 7 exons. Lineage: Eukaryota; Metazoa; Arthropoda; Insecta; Diptera; Culicidae. The coding region runs from base 687 to 2471 and encodes 594 amino acids.
CUCUCGUCGUGGCAGUAUAAAAUUCAUUUGUUAUUGCUUGCUUUUCAAAAUACUAAUGUGCCGAGUGUGAACGGAUUGUGCAAAAUUUUAUUUUUGAUUCCAGGCCGCUUACACUUUAUUUCAUACAAUGUUUGGGAGAGUUCCGGCUAGCAAACUAUAGGAAUUUUAAUUCGCUUCGUUAUUUCACUUCAAGUCGAUAAAAAAAAUUGGCAGUCGCGUUCGUGUCUAUGGUAUGAGUGACCUGAGUGUCAGUGUGAUUCUACCAAGAGAAUGAAUAAUUCCACAAAGGUAGAAAGCAUGAAGAAAAUCACGACCACCAUAUGAUUUGAAGUAACAUCAUCGGCACGUUAAAAACAGCGAUGAUAAUUAUCAACUAAAACGAGGAGAAAAUGAAAAUUAAUUCUGUGCAACUAACCUCAAACUCACCAAUGGAGCUAUCAGCGAUCGUUGUUUGAUAGUGUGAAUCGGUGCGGAUGUGCGCGUGGUUUUUGUGUUUUCCUGGUUCUGCUGUUUUAUUUUCGUCAUUGCUGCGAUUGCUUACCUCACGCAUUUCGUCAUUUCAUCGUAGGGGCCAAAGUCGAAAGAGGCGCGAUUAAGUGCUCCAAAAGUAUACAAACUAAAUUAUAUGACGAAGACGUAUUCACAUCCCCAUCCAGUGACAGUGAGCAACAGCAGCAACAAUAACCAUGGCCUCGUUCAGCGUUUGGGACUAUGUGGUGUUCGCCGCCAUGCUGCUGGUUUCAGCCGGUAUCGGCAUAUACUACAGGUUCUCCGGCGGCAAGCAGAAAACAACAACGGAAUAUCUGCUAGCAGAUCGGAACAUGUCCAUCUGGCCGGUUUCCUUCAGUCUUAUGGCAAGCUUUAUGUCCGCCAUUACACUCCUAGGAGUGUCCAAUGAGAACUACCAGUUCGGUACUCAAUUCGUGGUGAUUAACUUCUCGUACGGUUUAGCCACACCGAUUGCGGCCUAUCUGUUCCUACCAGUAUUUUUCAAGCUACAAGCAUGCAGUGCUUAUGAGUAUUUAGAAAUGCGUUUUGGCAAGAAAACGCGGCUUAUAGCAUCCCUAGCUUACACGAUGCAAAUGGUUCUCUACAUGGGGAUUGCAGUAUAUGCUCCUGCGCUGGCGCUCGAAGCUGUCACCGGACUGAACCAAAGCUACUCGAUCCUGGUCAUCGGAAUCGUUUGUACUUUCUAUUCGACAAUUGGUGGAAUGAAGGCUGUGCUUUUUACGGACGUUUUCCAAUCGAUUCUGAUGUUUGCGGCCAUCUACGCGGUCAUUAUCUGUGCAGCUGUUCAAGCCGGAGGGUUAGGUCCCAUCUGGGAAGCUGCUCGAGAUGGAGGUCGUCUUCAGUUAUGGAACUUUAAUCCAGAUCCAACGGAACGACACACCUGGUGGACACUGGUGAUUGGUGGAAUGUUCACGUAUCUCUCGCUGUACGCCGUCAACCAGACCCAAGUUCAACGACUGCAAACCGUCAAAGAUCUCAAAUCGGCUCAGAGAGCACUCUGGCUCAAUUGGCCAAUCCUUUCUCUACUUAGUUUAAGCACAUCGUUCAGCGGUCUUGCACUCUACUAUUACUACAGCACCUGUGAUCCUUUGAGGCAAGGCCGUAUUAAGGUUCGCGAUCAAAUGAUGCCUCUAUUCGUGGUUGAUGCCAUGGGUGCCAUGCCGGGUCUACCGGGACUCUUCGUUUCAGGCAUCUUCUCAGCAAGUUUAUCUUCGGUUUCUGCGGCACUCAACUCGUUGGCCGCCGUUACACUAGAGGACUACCUAAAACCACUGUAUGCUAUAAUCAAGAAAAGGCCGCUACCCGAUAUGCAGUCCAGCUAUCCCACGAAAAUAAUGGCAUUUAUCUAUGGGAUUAUUUGUUUGGCAGUUGCCUUUCUAGCACAAUUCAUGGGAGGUGUGUUACAAGCUUCGCUAACAAUUUUCGGAGUCGUUGGUGGUCCUCUAUUCGCUCUGUUUUCGCUUGGAAUGUUCACCGAAAGAGCAAAUCAGAGGGGUGUCAUAACCGGUCUUGUGACAGGCAUCGCUUUCUCCCUCUGGAUAGGCUUCGGACAGCCACGGCCACCGCUCAAGAUGCUAGACUUUUCCGUUGAAGACUGUAGCCGGUUUGGCGGCUUCAACUCCACGAUAAGCUCACCGUUUGUAAUGGCUCAUCAAAUGGAACGACCGGACUCGGACUACUUCUACUUGUACCGCUUGUCCUAUCUCUGGUCCGUUGUUCUUGGCUAUGUAACCACCUUCAUGAUUGGAUAUGGCAUAAGUCUAAUACUACAUUGCAUCGGAAGGCAAGGAACGGAACGAAUUUAUCUAGACAAUGACAAACGCUAUAUAAACACUGAUCUUUUCUGCCCACCGGUAGCGAAACGCAUGAAACGAACCCUUGCUAAACACAUAGAAAAUGGCGGCGAUAUCGAGAUUACUAAACGUACCGUCAUCAACAAAUCAGACCAUACGCAUCUUUAAUAACCAGUUGUCCUACAGCCUACCUUCAUUGUAAAUUCAUACUGACCCGACUGAUGUACCGUGUACCUUAGUCGGGAAAAUCUGGACUGUUAAAAGUAUUGAUUGAGUGUAUGAUGAGAGAGUGCUUGACCCCAUAACCGCCUAUUAGCAUGGUUUCAUGCCGAUUUUUUCUUGUUAUUAUGAGUGCACAGAGAAAAUGAGUGCCCAAGUGAACGAACAAAUGGGGAACAAACUGAAGUCUUCCAAAGUAAUGUUUACAAUAAUAAACAGACACGAGUGCUAGUUUAAGGUUAAUAGUUCGCGAAAGUAGGACCGGUUUACUUAAUUGUUUAGAACGUUUUUUUUUUAAAUUUAUCGCUACAAUAGUUGUACUUAAGCACAAACUUUUUUUGUUCGUUGUUUUCAGGUCUGUUCAUUAAUAUGAUGCAUACAAAACUGCAAAUAAAUAUUCUUAGUACUGUAGUAAAACUACAGCAUAAAAGGUGAAAUAAAGUAUAACUAAAUAUGAUGUGAUCACCGUGUUCCAGUGUAUAUAUAUGAAUGUAACAUAUGACAAAGUUUUACACUCAUAAAAUCAUUGAUAAAAGAAGAUCUUUGGAGAUGCAAACAGUAGAAUAUACAUACAGUGACUCAAACUCGAUUUCGUACCCCACAUGCAGAUCAUAAAGCUUAAACCAUCAACUUUUGAAAUAUUUUACGAACAUAGAGCAAUUCCAUGUCAAAUCAGCUGAAAAACAGCAAAUUUUGACGCGACCCUCUCCGUUUUUUUAAACUUGAUAUUUAUGAUGGAAACUACCCAAAAUUACAAUUUUCAUUGCAGUAUUACCAAUUUAAAUUACGACUCAUUUUUGAAAGGGAGUAUUCAAAAUCAUCGAUUAUUUGUGAAACAGUUAAGCAAGCUAUUUGCUGAACAAGUGUUUUUGUGUAAUGCAUAUUACUUAACUUACUAGCACCUAUUUCGCGAAGUUCAGUGAGGGAUUGUCUGACUAAGUUUGGAUCGAAAAAUUGUUAGAAAAGGAUUUUCAAUAUAUUCUGAUCAAGAUCAAAGUCACAGAGACUCCAGUUCACGUUCGAAUGCGUCCUUGUUUAGUAGAGAUUUUCUCCGUUCCCGAUCAAUUUGCUUAUAAACAUAUUUAACUUCUCCGCAGAGCACUCAGGUGCCCGGAAAUCAUAACUCAGGGUUGCUUGAUCUUCCUGGCUGAAUGUGUCCUUAAUUUCAACAUAAUCAACCGCUUGUUUUACGGAACUAACCAACGAUUAACAAUAUAUGUACACUAAUGUCAUUAUAAACUACUUCUCCACGAGACCAACAUUUCAGGGCAAAAAGCACAGAGCCUACAUGGAAACAUAAUUCACCGAAUUCGUCUAAACAAUCGCAAUGUGCAGAUUGUACUGUUCCUUUUGAAAUUUUUGAAUACUCAUUCUGCUUCCUCUGAUGUAUGACCCACCCGGCCAUAAAAGAAAUUUCUUUUUUCCGCGUACCUGGCUCUGACGCUAAAAAUAUUUUUUAUGUAAAGACACACAUCUUCGUAUGUUAUGAAUAUAAGUUAACGCCUUUUUUAAACUAUUACUCGAAAAUAAUUUUUUAAACAAAAGUCAAUCUUCUCGAUCCAUAUUAAUCCGAUGCAGCUAUCACUUUUGUCUGUCCAACAGAUCAUUAAAGGGUCCCUCACACGAUACAUAAUAAUGACAUUACUUCAUUAGAAUGACAAUAACAAUGAUCGUGUAAGGUUGACUAAAUUAAUAUGACGGGAUUUUCUGAUCUCGCAUCAUCAUUAUUGUAAUAGGACAGAGACACUAUCAUUCGAGGUGUCUAGGAUACUGUGUGAUAUCUUGUGUUAAAAUCUAUGUUUGGAAGGCAAUUUAAUAUAUCAGGUCAGUAGGCCCAAAGGUUAUUUUAAAUUCUUAAAAUUUGAAUGAAAGUUAUUACUUGCUGUUACUUGAAUGCAUAAAACACGUAGCACUGAACCUUACUUAAUCAAUUUUCUAUAUUUUUUUCUGAAAUCCCUUCCAAAACUCAUUAUUAUGAAAUAAAAUUACCAUCAGAUAUACUUUUAGUUCAAGAUGUUACCAUUUGCAAAAAAAAAAUUAUUGCGCCAACGCAUCAACAUAUUUGAUGCGGAGAAAAUUUAUUUCAUUUAUAUUUUAUGAUUUUUCAAGUUUGUUCAUUUCACCAGGAAAUCCGUUAUCAUUUUCGCUUCACAACGAUGGGGCACGAUGCUUAAAGUGCGAUUCACAUACAACAUAUACGUCACGUUGCGUCAAUUAUUCUUCCAAGCAGUUCUUAUGCAAACAUUCACAUACACCGACAACUUCGACUUGCCGUUGCUGGUGUAUGUGAAUGCUCCAAUAGGAAUUGCAUGGAAGAAUAAUUGACGCAACGUGACGUGACGGUACGUGAACGUGACGUAGAUGUUGUAUGUGAAUCGCGCUUAAAACUUUAAUUUGCGAUGGCGACGGAACAGUGUCGACAAUUAUUGCCCGAAUACGUGGGUGAAGCAUACGGAUAAGAUAUGAUGUCGACAUCUACGAAAGUACUAAAUUGUAAUGAAUCAAGCAUAAGUUAUUAACAUUAGUACGAAAAAGUACAGCUUUAAAUUGUUAAUAGAUCAAUGAAAAGAAUUU